AACACACCUGAACCAGCUAAUCAAGGUCUACAGGAUCACCAGAAACCUCCAGGCAGGUCAAAUAUGUAAGAGGGGAAGAGCAGCAAACUGUAUGUUAUUCUCCUCUAACCUCUAUCACAUCCCGCACACCUGAAAUACCAAGCGUAAACCAUGUCUUUCACUCCAAAAUCAUACAGUAAAACCCAAACAGUUACAACUUCAAGCACUAGAUCCACUAAUGUGGAUGACGGCAAAAAGAAAUCCCUGCUGAAGGACAAUAGCUGGAUUAGGACAAAUGUGAAAGAGGAGGAGCAAGUCGAACGUGAUGGUAACUUCGGCAAAACUGUUCUGAGUCGUUAUAAGUCCAACGAAAGCCUUGUCAGCCCUCAAGAUCAAACUAGCAAAACCAGCACUGUCAGCACUUCAUCAGGUGCCACUGUCCAAGCGCUCUCGAAAAGAUUUGGCGGCAGCCAGGACAAACUGAAUGAAACCAGAACAACAGGAACUAAAACAACUGUGAAAACGGAGCCCAGGAAAAGCUCUACUUCUACAACAACAACAAUCAAAGAUGGUACAAAGAUAACUGAGACAACUGUGACCACUACCAAGCAGGAUGUGGUGAAAUCAUCUACCAAGUCUGAAACACUCACUGAUAAAGACCUGGCAGGUUUAAACACCAAGAGUUCUGGUGAUUACAAGACUGAAGUCAUUACUGUCAAGUCAUCAAAGGACACUGUUGAUGGACCAACUUCACCUGUCAAGACCACCACAAGCAUUUUCAAUUCUAGCAUCAAAACCUACACCAAAGGGGAUGUUUCACCCACUAAAACAACAUCAUAUUCUGUUCGGUCCACAAAGAGCACUGAGGAUCAACUGUUUGAUACUCUCAUACCAACAUCUAUCAAGUCAGCCAACACGAAAUAUGACAGCAGUGACUACAAGACUGACAUGGUUACUGUGAAGACAUCAAAGGACAUCAUUAAUGUACCAACUUCACCUGUCAAGACCACUACAAGCAUCAAGACCUACACCAAGGAGGAUGUUUCACCGACUAAAACAACAUCCUAUAGCACAAAGAGUGACUACACAACUGAAGUGGUUACUGUGAAGUCUUCAAAGGACAUCAUUGAUGUACCAACUUCACCUGUCAAGACCACCACAAGCAUCAAAACCUACACCAAGGAGGAUGUUUCACCCACUAAAACAACAUCAUAUUCUGUCCGGUCCACAAAGAGCACUGAGGAUCAACUAUUUGAUACUCUCAUACCAACAUCAAUCAAGUCAGCCAACACUGACAGCAGUCGCGAGGAUAUAUCGGUCUCCAAAUCCAUCAGAACCGUGUAUUCUACAAAUGAGAGAGAUGAAUGGAGUUCAGUCACAAGUCCUUCUUACAGCAGAACAUCAUACACAGAGAGCAGGCCUGUUGAUUACAUGUCUGACACGCUCGCAUCAAAAACCACUACGACUGUGUACACUUCACCGGAAAGGGUAGUAACUGGGAAGGACAUUUGCACAGUCUGCCAUAAAAACAUGUACACAGAUGAAAAGAUGAUCCUGGAUGACAUGAAUAUCAACUGUCAUGCAAGUUGUUUCAAGUGUGGGGUGUGUAAUGCUUCUCUGGGACUCCUGAAGGCAGGGGACAGUUUGUGGGUGUACCGUCGUGCCAUUCACUGUGAGAGCUGCUUUGGUGUCACUAAGGGCAAAUGGCUCCGCUGAAACUACAUUUAGCAAUAAUGAAGUGAUGUUAUGAAAGAGAUGGCAAAUAUACAUGCCUAUUCCAAAACUUUCCCACGGCUUUGAUUUGGACUCGGGCCAUUUGAAGUGCAUAAAACAGUUUUUGGUGGUGGACUUUUGUCUGAUAAUAGACUUUGGGGUUUAUUAAUUGCAUUGAUUGCUAUCUUCCCUGAUGAUGUGACAAGGAUCUUAUCUGAUUAUCAAAAUAAUAAGAAUAUUUUUAAAGUAUAUUUUUGCUCAUACAUGAUAAUAUAUAUAUUUUUGAGUUCUAUAUUUUUUUCUUCACUAAUGUUAUGUUAUUAAAGCAUAAAUGUGAAUGAUGAGAAAAUA
Molecule: messenger RNA, 2043 nt
Organism: Sinocyclocheilus rhinocerous
Lineage: Eukaryota; Metazoa; Chordata; Actinopteri; Cypriniformes; Cyprinidae
Product: sciellin-like
Exons: 27
Coding region: 151-1695 (514 amino acids)
Biological process (GO): epidermis development
Cellular component (GO): cytoplasm
Source: RefSeq, a predicted model, not a curated record